Molecule: messenger RNA, 981 nt
Organism: Symbiodinium necroappetens
Lineage: Eukaryota; Dinophyceae; Suessiales; Symbiodiniaceae
Source: the annotation of a GenBank genome assembly
AUGGGCGUUUGUCAAAGCACCCAAGUCGAGGAGGUCCAUGUGAUGCUUUCAGAGCUGCAAUCGGGGGACGUGCUUCUUAGCAAGGAGCCAAUCCUCUCGAGUCCUGGCGCCUGCUUCAUGCGUAGCUGCCUUUGUUGGCAGACCCAUCACAUAGGCCUGGUGGUGAAUCCUGCUGAUUUUCCUGCAGAAUCACACCUCCGUCGUCGCCACCCCGAGAUGGAACAAGGCAGAACGUACGUGUUCCAUGCGCUUGUGACUGGCAUGAAAGUCUGGGACCUCGAGCGCUACAUUCGUCGGAUUCACAAAGCUUGUGUCUUGCCAGGAGAGGCUUGGGUGCGUCAGCUGCGCCCCAGCACCGAGACUUCCUCUGACUUUCGCCCACAACUCAUUGCGGAGCUGGAUGCCGCUUUCGAGGAGCUCCACAGCCGGCCGUACGAGAAAAAUCAGCUGUCGACUCUCCAGGCCUUCUGCGACUGCGCGGAGGUGUGUGGCCUCUGCCAAGCCAAGCAGGACUGUCCGAAGGCCAAAAUAUUGUUGAUUCUAGUCUCUAGUCCAUCUGGGGUGUCGAAUUACCGCCAUUCAGCAGAUGCCCCGAAUUUUGGAAAAACCCGCAUGGUUGCCGGGGAAGACAGGAGGUGGGGGGUCGGGGUCCAGGAAAAGAAGGACAGUAUCCGUUUCGCGUAUUGUGUCAAGAUAGCCAUGUCAUGCCAUGUCAGUACCAAGUUCAGAGUGCAUGUAUACAGAUAUGUAUGUAUAUAUACACAGACAUACAUACAUACAUACAGACAUACACACAUACAUACAUACAUACAUACAUACAUACACGCACAUAUACAUACCUACAUACCUACAUACAUACAUACAUACAUACAUACAUAUACAUACAUAUUUAUGCAACAUACACACACUCUCAGGCCCACUUUGUCAUGCAGCUCCUUGAACAGAAUCAUGCCCCUGCCUGCUAGCCAUUGGCUCACUUAA